Scophthalmus maximus (turbot) is the source of this 4656-nucleotide messenger RNA. RefSeq names its product tumor necrosis factor receptor superfamily, member 21 (gene tnfrsf21). The transcript is spliced from 6 exons. Gene Ontology annotation, biological process: neuron apoptotic process; oligodendrocyte apoptotic process; humoral immune response. Gene Ontology annotation, molecular function: protein binding. Bases 113 to 2215 code for a protein of 700 amino acids. Lineage: Eukaryota; Metazoa; Chordata; Actinopteri; Pleuronectiformes; Scophthalmidae. The record is from RefSeq and is a predicted model, not a curated record.
GGAGGAGGGAGGAGGGAGGAGGAUGAGAAAACAUCUAGAGAUGAGAAGUGUUUCUCCAGCGGACAACUCGGCCGAGAGGGACCUCAGCCUCCGCGUUUCCUAGAGCAGGACGAUGUCCGCCAUGUGUGUGUCCGCGGUGCUCUUAUAUACGGUGGUGGUCAACAUCUCAGCCCGGGCUGUGACCACAGCGAUCCCAUCAGACCUGCUCGUCCUCUCUCCCCGCCACUAUCAGCACACCGACCCCAGCUCAGGCACGCGGCUGGUGUGCGACAAGUGCCCGGCAGGCACAUACGUGUCGUUCCACUGCUCCCCCACAGCCGUGAGGGAGUGCAGCCCUUGCCCCGGAGGCGCCUUCACGCGGGGCGAGAAUGGGGUCCAGCAGUGCCAUCGCUGUCGGGCUCCGUGCCCCGCGGGCUUCAUCGAGAAAGCGGGCUGCACCGCCACCCAGGACCGCAUCUGCACCUGUCCACCCGACAGCUUCUUGUCGGCGGACGGCGGCACAGAGUGUAGGCCCCACUCACUGUGCCCCGCGGGGACGAGGGUCAAAAAGCGGGGCAGCGCAGCAGAGGACGUGCUCUGCAAACCGUGCACCAAGGGGACUUUUUCAGACGCGCGGACGAGCGCUGUGAAGUGCCGAACCCACGCCGACUGCCAGGCCCAGGGGCUGGUGCUGCUCACGCCGGGGACUAGAGAGACAGAUAACGUCUGCGGACCCGCCUCUACAGCCCUGUCAUCCUCUUCAUCGUCGUCUCUCUCUACAACCAACCCACUGGUUCCUGCAGAGGAUGCGCUUGUGCAGGAACCUCAAAGGUCUACGUCACCAUUAGCAGCACUGACUGGAGCUGCACAUAAAGGCAUCUACAGCCAGUCAGCGCCCCUUCAACUGAGGGAAAGCCUGAGUGGGGUAAACCACCUUGCAGAGGGGCUAGUACAUGGCCGCCCUGCCACUCCAAUCCCAACAAACCUUGAAUCCCCAAGAACUCCACCGCCCCCAGCUCGUAAGCAACCAACAGAUAGUGAGCAACAGCGGGGUCAACCCAAUUCUGACCCUGUGUCAGGGCCCAACGGGCAGGCAAUUGAGGAUCUGCCGGGUGCAGAGGUAGUCAGAAUUGGGACGGGUACCAGCAAGGUUGCUGAGCAGGGGAGUGGAGGUGGCGGAAGUGGUGUAUCCAGUUACUACAGGCCCACUCGCAGGGGGUCCCCGAGGCCGAGUACUCAUAAUCACUUUGACAUCAAUGAACACCUGCCCUGGAUGAUUGUGCUGCUCCUGCUGCUGGUUUUGGUCGUAAUUGUGGUGUGUAGCGUCAAGCGGAGCUCCCGCGUGCUGAAGAAGGGCCCAAUGCAGGAUCCCAGCAGCAUCAUGGAGAAGGCGAUUCAGAAGAAGCCAUCUGUGCCUCAAGCACAGGUCAAAGAGAAGUGGAUCUACUACUCCAACGGUCAGGGGGUGGACAUCCUGAAGCUGGUGGCGGCCCAUGUGGGCACCCAGUGGAUCGACAUCUAUCAGUCGCUGGCCAACGCCACGGAGCGCGAGGUGGCGGCCUUCUCCAACGGCUACUCAUCGGACCGCGAGCGGGCGUACGCGGCGCUGCAGCACUGGACCAUCCGGGACGGCGACGCCAACUUGGCCAAGCUGAUCAACGCCCUGCACCGGCAGCGGCGCAUCGACGUGGUCGAGAAGAUCCGCUGUGUCAUGGAAGACAACCCACAGUUCGACAUCAACCAGCUGAUGACCUCGGUGAAUGUAAGCCAAAGCCUCAGUCCCGUCCACAGGGCGCUGGACUCCCCCAGCAGCGUCGGCAGCGGCAGCGGCGGCAGCGGCAGCAGCGGCGGCAGCGUGGGCGCGGCCAGCAGCGUGGGCGUGGAGCAGUCGCCGGUGGACCGCACCAAGGGCUUCUUCCCCGACGAAUCGGAGCCGCUGCUGCGCUGUGACUCCACCUCCAGCAAGGACUCCGCCCUCAGCAGGAACGGCUCCUUCAUUACCAAAGAGAAGAAAGACACGGUGCUUCGGCAAGUGCGCCUGGACCCGUGCGACCUGCAGCCCAUCUUCGACGACAUGCUGCACAUCCUGAACCCCGAGGAGCUCCACGUGAUCGAGGAGAUCCCGGCCGCCGAGGACAAGCUGGACCGCCUUUUUGAGAUCGCCGGCGUCAAGAGUCAGGAGGCCAGCCAGACGCUGCUGGACUCGGUCUACAGCCACCUGCCCGACCUGCUGUAGUGGAGGACGGGGCGGAAGAGGAAGAGACCGCACCGCGCCCGAAUCAGCACAUGAUUGAAUAGCAAUGUCAAAGUAGGGCUGGGGGUUGAGUCGGCUCGGGUGUUGCUCAGGUGACGCCUGGGUUGAUAUUUGAUCCGACCGAGUCUGACUCGUGGUGUCAUUCUGUCACAUGAUCUCACAGUGGGUGUUGUGGAUGAGGUGGCCGCUCCCUUUAAUGACUCGUACCCUUUUACUGGAACCGAAUCCCGUGUACCCUCCAGUCUCCCUCCUCCGUUGUCCCGCGCCUUCCCCCCGGAAACGCCUGCCUCCUCCUCCACCGUGAUACAGGGUUAAAUGUAAUGGAAGCAUUUGGAGUGUGGCCACGAGUGUGGCCCUUUUUCUUUUUCUCCACUUUUUCUUAGGUGUUCUCUGCCUUGUUUAAGGUGGUAUUUUGCGCGAGCAUCGCGACCUCAACGGGGAGGUUCAAGAGUCUCUCGAACGUUCACAUGGGCACUUUCUCAAUCUUAACUGGCCGAGGCUUUCCCGUUCAAAGGAUUUAUACCGUUGUUUCCGCAGGUUGUGCCAAUCAUUCGGGCUUCUCUCGCCUUGAACGCGAUUCAAUUGCUAACAAAAUCAAAUUUUAAAGAACACGUCAGUGGCAGCAAGGAAGGAAAUUACACACAUAAAUAAGCUAUAACUCUAAACAACACUGGUAUCCAUCUUUGGUUUUCACAGGGUUUUAAGAUUCUUACAGACCACAGAUAUUUGGUCCAGGUCUGAACCGACCCACACAUCAUGUGCCUGUACUUGUUGUUGUCCCUCUUUUAUGUCCCUUUUUUUAACGUCCCAGAUCAUCCGUGCGUCUUUGGCGUUGUAGCCUGUAGCCCCUCUGCCUGACCAGCAGGGAGCAGCAUUGGAUUAGAGAGGCCGACUUGCCGCUCUGCAAACAAAGCCAUGUAUCAAAAAUUGCGAUUUGACACGUAUAAUCCAAUACUGGAGUAACAUUUGCCAUAUUUGAUCUCGUGACACGUGUGCUUUUGGACAAAAAAGACUCCAAAGCAAACAUUUGACUCUUAACGGGACAGUGUUUGCCGCCUGAGCCUUCUUUCCAUAAAGGAAACCAAAGCCAUAUGUCUGAAAACCUUUUUAGAUAUGUGGCUGUGGAAGCCUUGACACUGUUGGACUCAUGGACAGUAUUCAGAGAGCAAAGAUGGGUGACAAAUAAACGUGUUGGCAGGGUGUUGGUCCCUGAACUCUUCUGGAGGAGUGCGUCCCCAUCCCACAGGUGACGUGCUCAGCCCUCAGUGGAUGGAGCCCCUGAGAUUCCUAUUUCUCCUCUUGUUCUCUAAGAGUUUUAAAGAAACGUUUUUUCCUUUUUUCCUUUUAAUUUGUCAUCCAUCUGUACCUCUACCAGUACGCACGUUCAGAUCUAUGCUCGUUCUCCCCGUGCCCCUCAACAAAUGUAGCGUCAAUUAAGUGUUCUUGAUUCAUUUUGGAGCUUUUGUGUGUUGAGUUUUUUUUUGUGCUGUAGUAAAGGGGGGGGGGAUGAUAUAGAAUACAAGUGAUUUUUUUGUUUUUAUCAGACAGUUGUACCUUGCUACAUGCUCUAUGUAAUUCAUUUUGAAAUGUAAUAACGAUGCACAAAUUGUAUUUUCUAUUGGAGAGGCAGAUAUGUAUUGUGUCCUUCAUUUUUCUCUUUCUUUAAUUCUGAAAUGCUGUUCGCUAACAUUUCUCUAUAACAUUUUUUUCUACAUUCAUUUUUGAUUCAUUAGGUUAUCGUAGCAUCUCUUUGUGAGCAUUUUUGACUUGUAUGUCAUGUUCUUCACGGGCAUUCAGAUGUAUUUUUCCCCCUGCUCGGCAUUACAAGACGACCUGGCUGGGAUGUAAUAUAUGCAUACUCUACUUGAAGUCUACGUGUGUUACUUGAUUUAAACAGAGAGAGGGAAUGAUGCACUCUCUCAGUUCCCCCUCCACGAUCGACAUUCUUAAGUAACAGAACAACUGAAGAAGCUCCACCAAAAAAAAACAAAAAAAAAACAAACUCGUCAAAAGGGUUCGGUGAUGUUUUUGCAGGCGCCGCAAAGAGCAGCAAAAUGGCGGGCUCUUGUUUUCACCGAGCCGGUGGCUAUCAAAGCUGCCGUGGUGCUCGACGCGAACUCUCACCGGUUAGCCUGACACAGGGGGACGUGACCCCCGGACUAUUUAAAGUGUUCCACACUGAAUGAAGGAUAGUCCAGGCGGCGCUGCGGCCGGCCUGUGGCUGUCGAUGGUAAUGGUGAGGAUGAGGAUGCUUGAGCUUUUUGUUUCCUUAAGGAGGCCUGAGAGGAUGAGGUUGAUGAUGAUGAUGAUGAUGUGGCUGGAGUGGAUGAUUUCAUGAAAGUUUCACUCCUAUAACCAGUAUGUUUACUACUAUGUAACCUCUUCGAAGCAACCAAUUAAAACUCCAGAAAACGUUUGUUAUA